This is a messenger RNA of Urocitellus parryii (Arctic ground squirrel), 5081 nucleotides long. It is a transcript of the gene Tbc1d1, whose product is annotated as TBC1 domain family member 1. The record is from RefSeq and is a predicted model, not a curated record. Lineage: Eukaryota; Metazoa; Chordata; Mammalia; Rodentia; Sciuridae.
CGCGAGCCGCGCGCAGACACCCCCCCCCUCCUCCUCCUCCUCCUCCUCGGCUGUGGCUGCUGCUGCUGCUGCUGCCGUCCGCUCUACGGUGCCUGUUGCUGCAGCCGCCACAGGACCGGCAGUGUCCUCAGCCUGGAGAAGAGGCGCCAGAUCUGCGGAGCUGUACCCUCCCAGCACCCGGCGGCGGGAAGAGCGCAGCCAGCUGGGGACGAUGGAUGCCCCGCCCGCUCAGGCCGUCCCCACCGUGCCCCCGAGCACCUGCGUGCCGCGGCCCGGCCCUGGGCUCUGAGCGCGCAGCGGCACAGGAUUCCACCUCUGAAGCGUGUCACAUAGAUUGCUUCGUCUAAAAUAGGAGAACAGAGGCAAGGUUGGGCUGUCUCCAGGUCUUUUCCUAAGAUGGAACCAAUAACAUUCACAGCAAAGAAACCUAUGUUUCCUAAUGAGAUCUCGGUGGACUUUGGCCUUCAGCUGGUGGGCUCUUUGCCCGUGCAUUCUCUGACCACCAUGCCCAUGCUGCCUUGGGUUGUGGCUGAGGUACGGAGACUGAGCGGGCAGUCCUCCAAAAAGGAGCCAGCUACCAGGCAGGUCCGACUUUGGGUUUCACCCUCCGGACUGAAAUGCGAACCUGAACCUGGGAAGAGUCAGCAGUGGGAUCCGUUGAUCUGCUCCAGCAUCUUCGAGUGCAAGCCUCAGCAUGUUCACAAACUGAUUCACAACAGCCACGACCCAAGUUACUUUGCGUGUCUGAUUAGGGAAGAUGCCGCCCAUCGGCAGAGUAUCUGUUAUGUCUUCAAGGCCGAUGAUCAAACAAAAGUGCCUGAGAUCAUCAGCUCCAUCCGCCAGGCUGGGAAGAUCGCCCGCCAGGAGGAGCUGCGCUGCCCCUCGGAGUUUGACGACACGUUUGCCAAGAAGUUUGAGGUGCUCUUCUGCGGCCGCGUGACAGUGGCUCACAAGAAGGCCCCCCCAGCGCUGAUUGACGAGUGCAUCGAGAAGUUCAACCACGUCAGCUGCAACCAGCGGGCAGACUGGGACCGGGCACCAGAGCCCCGCAGGCCCAUGCGCAAGUCCUUCUCCCAGCCCGGCCUGCGCUCUCUGGCCUUCAGGAAGGAGUUUCAGGAUGCCAACCUCCGAAGCGGCAGUUUCUUCAGUUCUUUUGAGGAAAAUGACAUUGAGAACCACCUGAUUAGUGGACACAAUAUUGUGCAGCCAACAGAUAUUGAGGAAAAUCGAACUAUGCUCUUCACGAUUGGCCAGUCUGAAGUUUACCUCAUCAGUCCUGACACCAAAAAAAUAGCACUGGAGAAAAAUUUUAAGGAGAUAUCCUUUUGCUCUCAGGGCAUCAGACACGUGGACCACUUUGGGUUUAUCUGCCGGGAGUCUUCGGGAGGUGGUGGCUUCCAUUUCGUCUGUUAUGUGUUCCAGUGCACAAAUGAAGCUCUGGUUGAUGAAAUCAUGAUGACCCUGAAACAGGCUUUCACCGUGGCUGCAGUGCAGCAGAUGGCAAAAGCGCCAGCCCAGCUGUGUGAGGGCUGCCCCUUGCAGGCCCUGCACAAGCUCUGUGAGAGGAUAGAGGGAAUGAAUUCUUCCAAAACCAAACUAGAACUCCAAAAACACCUGACAACAUUAACUAAUCAGGAACAGGCAACUAUUUUUGAGGAGGUUCAGAAAUUGAGACCAAGGAGUGAGCAGCGAGAGAAUGAAUUGAUCAUUUCUUUUUUGAGAUGUUUGUAUGAAGAGAAGCAGAAAGAACAUAUCCACGUCGGGGAGAUGAAGCAGGCAUCACAGAUUGCAGCAGAAAAUAUUGGAAGUGAAUUGCCAGCCAGUGCCACUCGAUUUAGGCUAGAUAUGCUGAAAAAUAAAGCAAAGAGAUCUUUAACAGAGUCUUUAGAAAGUAUUUUGUCCCGGGGUAAUAAAGCCAAAGGCCUGCAGGAACACUCUACCAGCGUGGAUCUGGACAGCUCUGUGUCUAGCACAUUAAGUAACAUCAGCAAAGAGCCGUCUGUGGGUGACAAGGAGGCCUUGCCCAUCUCUGAGAGUUCCUUCAAGCUUCUUGGCUCUUCGGAUGACUUGUCCAGUGACUCGGAGGGCCAUUUCACAGAAGAGCCUGCUUCGCUUUCCCCCCAGCAGACCUUCAGGAGGCGAGCAAACACCCUGAGUCAUUUCCCGGUGGGAUGCCCAGAACUUCCAGAGCCCACUCAGGGCUCUCCAGGGGUCUCUCAGAGAAAACUUAUGAGGUAUCACUCAGUGAGCACAGAGACGCCUCACGAACGAAACGUGGACCAUCCACCCGUGGGCGAGUCUAAGCCUUGCUCAGGCCAGCCUUCGGCGCCUGCUCCUCCACUUCGUCUUAACCCCUCCGCCUCCUCGCCAAACUUUUUUAAGUACCUAAAACAUAAUUCCAGUGGAGAACAAUGUGGGAAUGCUGUGCCGAAGAGCAUCUCGUACCGUAAUGCCCUGCGGAAAAAACUUCAUUCUUCCUCCUCUGUGCCAAAUUUUCUAAAAUUUCUGGCUCCUGUAGAUGAAAAUAACACCUCUGACUUUAUGAACACAAAAAGGGACCUUGAAUCCAAAGCAAACCACGUUGGUGACUCUGGUGGGACCCCAGUGAAGACCCGGAGGCACUCAUGGAGGCAGCAGAUAUUCCUGCGUGUGGCCACCCCACAGAAGGCAUGCGACUCCCCUGGCAGAUACGAGGAUUAUUCAGAGCUGGGAGAGCUUCCCCCACGGUCUCCUUUAGAACCAGUAUGUGAAGAUGGACCCUUUGGCCCUGUACCAGAGGAAAAGAAGAGGACAUCACGGGAGCUUCGUGAGCUGUGGAAAAAGGCUAUUCUGCAACAGAUACUGCUUCUCAGAAUGGAAAAGGAAAAUCAGAAGCUACAAGCCUCUGAGAAUGACUUGCUGAACAAGCGCCUGAAGCUCGAUUAUGAAGAAAUCACUCCUUGUCUUAAAGAAGUAACUACAGUGUGGGAAAAGAUGCUUAGCACUCCAGGAAGAUCAAAAAUUAAAUUUGAUAUGGAAAAAAUGCACUCGGCAGUUGGACAAGGUGUGCCUCGUCAUCACCGGGGUGAAAUCUGGAAAUUUCUAGCAGAGCAGUUCCACCUUAAACAUCCGUUUCCCAGUAAACAGCAACCAAAGGAUGUGCCCUACAAAGAGCUCCUAAAGCAGCUAACCUCCCAGCAGCACGCCAUUCUUAUUGACCUCGGGCGAACCUUUCCAACACAUCCGUAUUUCUCUGCCCAGCUCGGAGCAGGGCAGCUGUCACUUUACAACAUUUUGAAGGCCUACUCACUUCUAGACCAGGAAGUAGGAUACUGCCAAGGCCUCAGCUUUGUGGCAGGCAUUUUGCUUCUUCAUAUGAGUGAGGAAGAGGCGUUUAAAAUGCUCAAGUUUUUGAUGUUUGACAUGGGACUACGGAAGCAAUAUCGGCCAGACAUGAUAAUUUUACAGAUCCAGAUGUACCAGCUGUCUCGGCUUCUCCACGACUACCACAGAGACCUCUACGAUCACCUGGAGGAGCACGAGAUCGGCCCCAGUCUCUAUGCUGCACCCUGGUUCCUCACCGUGUUUGCCUCGCAGUUCCCACUGGGCUUCGUAGCCAGAGUCUUUGAUAUGAUCUUUCUUCAGGGGUCAGAGGUCAUAUUUAAAGUGGCUCUAAGUCUUUUGGGAAGCCAUAAGCCCUUGAUUCUGCAGCAUGAAAACUUAGAAACCAUAGUGGACUUUAUCAAAAACACACUACCUAACUUGGGCUUGGUACAAAUGGAGAAGACCAUCAAUCAGGUGUUUGAGAUGGACAUCGCUAAACAGUUACAGGCUUAUGAAGUUGAGUACCAUGUACUUCAAGAAGAACUUAUUGAUUCCUCUCCUCUCAGUGACAACCAAAGAAUGGAUAAAUUAGAGAAAACCAACAGCAGCUUACGCAAACAGAACCUUGACCUCCUUGAGCAAUUGCAGAUGGCAAAUGGUAGGAUCCAGAGCCUCGAAGCCACAGUAGAGAAGCUCCUGACCAGUGAGAGCAAGCUGAAGCAGGCCAUGUUGGCUCUGGAGCUGGAGAGGUCCGCCUUGCUUCAGGUGGUGGAGGAGCUGCGGAGGCAACCUGCAGAGCCAGGCACUAGGGAGCCAGACUGCACCCAGCCCGAGACCUCGGGGGACUAAUGGUUCCGGAGAAAUUGUACACUAUCCCAACACUGUCCAGGCCUUAACUAGGAGAGACAGAAGAUGCUGGAGGGAGAAAACAAAGCGUGAAGCAAACUUCUCAGGGAGGAAACUGGCUUGCCAACAUGCAGAUUCUUUUGAGCUCAAACUUGCAAUAUAGAGGGCCCACAUCCCAGUUUUUUUUUUUUAUUGUUUUAGGUUGUGAUUUGUCCCUUCUCCAGCUUGAUUACUGUACUCAGUAGCUUUAGAUGGCAUGGACGUGAAUAAAUGCACCUUUACUUUUCCUGGUUAUUUCCUCUUUGAGUAGCACUAUGUUGUAAAGAGCAUUUGUAAUACUGGGUUCCAGAAGCAGGAGAGGCUCAAAGAUGAUUCCUCAGGCAGAGUGUGAGUCUGUUAUUCAAGAGAGGGUUUGCGUGACCACACCCGUGAGGUACAGUUGGCCCUUGUCUAUUCUUAUCAUGGAAACCUAAGAUGACCCUAGGGAAGGACUGAAAUUGAUUUAUUUAAAUUGGACAUCUUGAUCACUUUUAAGUAAACCUGGCUGCUAUCCUUGGUAUUUAAGGAAGUUUGUCUUUUUAAAGAAAUUGAGUGUUUCCAUACAAAUUUGCUGGUCUUUUAAGUGUGGGUGAUCAAAGUCAUGGUAGAUAAUAUUUUCAGGGAGAUCACCAGUGUUUAGACUCCAGCUGUGUGGCUGGCAUGUGGCCCGCAGUGGUGCAGCCCGAGGUGUUUGCUUUUCGUGGAGGUUGCAUUUCAUACUAUGGAGUCAUGUAUUUGUCCUUUCCUAUUGUGUGAUGUACUGCAGCCAUGUGUUCCUUGGAGUCAUGUCUUUUUGAACUCUUUUGAGUUCUUUCCACCCCUUGGAUAUCUAGUUCCUUGCAGAAAGACAGGGCACAUUGAGAUUUUUAGGGGUGUCCAAGAUUCUGGGACUU